This is a messenger RNA of Aphanomyces astaci, 1398 nucleotides long. RefSeq lists its product as hypothetical. The coding region runs from base 1 to 1398 and encodes 465 amino acids. The transcript has a single exon. Lineage: Eukaryota; Oomycota; Saprolegniomycetes; Saprolegniales; Verrucalvaceae. Gene Ontology annotation, molecular function: nucleic acid binding. The record is from RefSeq and is a predicted model, not a curated record.
AUGAACCCAUCCAUUGCAUCCUGCUUUGCCUUUGUCAAGGAAGCUCGACACAGAACGUUGACUCGUGAGGAACGCCUGGACAUCCUCCGUCUGCACGCAUAUUUUCGAAGUCAAGGCACCAAGGCUGCUGCUGCGAAGGUGGCAGAGUUGCUUGGCCGUGGGCUUGGGGUUGUCAAAGAGGUUUGGCGUGAGUACCUCCAAUCGCGCUCUGUAACUGUUGCUGUGCCCCCAUCGAACACCACGACGCACAGCACGACUGUCCCCAGAACAAAGCAAGUUGUUAGCAUGGUUCAAGCAUUCGUUCGUGGCCGACGCGCAACAAGGACCCGUACAACUGCUGUGGACAUCGUCAUCUUCCUGCGUGAGAUAUGUGUGUUGGACUUCGACUUGGAGGACAAGAAGGUGUACAGCCUCCACCUCCGAUCGGUUCAACGCUUUCUCAAGUAUCAAGGGUACGAGCGUGGCAACAAGAAAGGCUUAUCCUCGUACCAUCUGUCCAAGAAGAACACCGUUACUCGCGACUUGUACGUUCAGCGGAUGCAUCCUCAUGUUGGUUCUGCAUCCCGCCCAGCCAUUGUGUACACCGCUGAGUCUUUCGUCCAUCACCACUACAAGUGCCACAACCAAAGCUUGUAUGACCCGUCGGACGUGUUGGACGUCGCACCGAAAGAAAAGCACAAAGGGCGCCGGUACUGCUUUAUUGCCGCCAUCCUGGACUCGCCAACGAUGGACAGCCGUGUCAUGGCUCUGGAUAUUUUCACUGGGGGGACCACCUUGGCUAAAGAACCAAAGGACUAUCACGGCAUGUUCGACCAUGCAUACUAUGUUUGCUGGUUCCAACGGCUUCUGGACGAGUUGGAGGAGAUCCGUGUGUCCAACGCUCUCAUAGUAAUGGACAAUGCCAAGGACCACAAGGGGCGUCCUAGCAAUACACCACAGAGCCGACAUCGCAAGGAGGUGUUGAUCGCGGCAUGCACGAUGUACGGCAUCCCAGUGACUGGGACAGAGUUCAAGAGUCUCUUGUGGGAGAAGUUAGCCGCGUACAUUGAGACCAACGUUCUGCCCGUUGUCAUGACAAUGGCGUCGGAGCGAGGCCACACCGUUGUGUAUACCCCCCCUCACCACUCCGACCUGCAACCGAUUGAAAUGAUUUGGGCACUCGUGAAGGGUGACGUUGGUCGACAAUACACCGACAUGACGAAGUUCCCCGAGGUGAAAACUCGAUUAGUUGCUGCGUUUGCAAAGUUGACGCCUCAUGCUAUCCAGGGUUGUGUGAAAGUCGCAGAAGGUUCACUGCAUAUGCUUCACGAGCAUUUACAACAAAUUGAUCGGCUGGAGUCCGACGAGGAGUCCUCGGCGGGGAGCGAAAGCGACGAUGGUGGCAGUGAUAGUGAUUAG